UUCACUUGUCCGUAUCAUCUGACAGCUGUUGCUAAAAUAACGAGUUUUCCUCAUUGCUGUGCAUGACAAGUUAGGAUUGGGUAAGGUUUAUAAGUCUUAAAGAGGCUGCAUCUUCAGACCACAAAGAAUCACCAUGAGUUUUAGCAGUGUUCUUAUCGUGUUGGGACUUUUCGUGGUGAGUGAGCGAGCGCACGGACGAGUUGUCACUAUUGGUACACCAGUCGUAUUUACAGGCACAAAUGGAGGUGGAGAAGAUGAAAUUCAAGCACCUGUAGGUUACACGGCAACGAAAUCUUUCUACGCAGGCGGAACUGUAAACGCAGCGUGGUACACUCCCUAUGACAACAUCAAAGAUCUCGGCACCAUUGCCACAAUUGAUGUCCAGCCACAGGGACAGUUCGCACAACUCUCCGUCAGAGGUACUACAACAAGUGGUCGUGUCAGGAUCCGAAUAUACGCUGAUAUAAACUGAUUUGAACUCUGACACCUAUAGCAACGCAAUAUUUAUAAACUGAAUGUAAUUUACAAUGGUAACAAUAUUAAUAAAACACGUGUUUUAAAUUAAA
Molecule: messenger RNA, 566 nt
Organism: Homalodisca vitripennis (glassy-winged sharpshooter)
Lineage: Eukaryota; Metazoa; Arthropoda; Insecta; Hemiptera; Cicadellidae
Exons: 2
Coding region: 134-472 (112 amino acids)
Source: RefSeq, a predicted model, not a curated record